Molecule: messenger RNA, 1002 nt
Organism: Caenorhabditis elegans
Lineage: Eukaryota; Metazoa; Nematoda; Chromadorea; Rhabditida; Rhabditidae
Source: the annotation of a RefSeq genome assembly
AUGAGUCUCUACCAUUUAUCGAGUAUCUUUAUUGUCAUCGAAUUCUUCACCAACUUUAACAUCACCUCGUUUCUGAUUUUUCUAACAGUUUUUCACAUCAAAAACAUCACCGGUGCUUACAAGCAUAUGGUAGUCUAUUUUGCCAUUUUGGGCAUUGUAUUCUCCGGAUUACAAGUCUCCGCAAAACCGUAUUCCCACAACUACAACGGAUCUUUAUUAUACUUCAGUAGAAGCAACUUACCAGAAAACGUUGCUUCCUUGCUUUUAACGUUUUGGAGCGCAUUUUACGUCGUCAUAGUUGCAUUCAUUUCUGUGCAAUUUGUCUAUAGAUAUGUAUGCUUAUUUCAUGCCGAAAAAACGAAAAUCUUCGAAGGAGUUGGGACAAUUAUUUGGAUAUUGUACCCUUUAAUUCCUGGAUUUGUAUAUACAACUUCGAUGAAUCUGCUUUGCGCCACAGAUGAAUAUUCGGAUUUAUAUGUGAAAAAAAGUAUUGAACUUAAUUUCAAUUUCAAGUGUCUCAAAGCUGCCCAGGUUCACUAUGACUCCUUACUCAGCCGAUGCAUCCAUACGAUGGAACGGUGUCAUAUUCCUUUUAAUCGGGAUUUCCGCAAUAUGUUUUCACUACAUUGUCAUUAUAUUUUGCUGUGCAAAAAUGCAUUAUAACAGGAAAACUGAACUGGAAAACUUCUCAAUUCAAAAUCAAAAGCUACAAAAACAAUUUUUCAAGGCGCUGGUUGUACAGCUUGUUGGUCCCACAAUAUUCCUGAUUCUUCCAACAAUUCCAAUAUUCUUCACACCGCUUCUAGCUCCAAUAUUUCAAGCUCAAGUUGACUGGCAAACUGGCAACUUGUUCGCUCUCGUUGGAUUCUACGCACCAUUCGAUAGUAUUGCAUUUAUGCUGAUAGUUUCAGAGUACACAAAAAUCAUAAAAAAGAGAUUGAGAUUCAGUUUCAAGAAUGGUGUCACAAGUGUUAGUGUAACUCGUUUUACACCAAAUUGAAG